AUGGAAAAACAGAUAAACGUAACAACGCCAGUUACCACUGAUAAUAUGAUGCUUAUGAAUGCCGUCGCUACAGAUGCCAACGACAACACUACCUUUGAUUCAACUACCAUUAUCAGCGGCAACACUUCUAAUAACAGUAGCCAUAUAAAUAGUAAUAAUAAUGUUCUCAAUAUAAAUGCAUAUGUCGAUAAUUAUCACAGUGUCGAUAUUUCUAGCAAUGCCACUAAUAACAAUUGCGCCCACAAUUUUGAUGAUGAUGAUGAUGAAUAUGAGAGUUUUACCGUAUUAUCCUCUAUAUCUUCGAGCUCAACUCUUUCUACAGAAAUUUACAACACUAAUGUAACUUUUAACAAUGAUAGUAAUGCUUCUUUUUCAUAUUAUUAUGUUACAAGUACAAAUACGAGAUCACCAAGUAAUAGUUUUAGCAACAACAACAAUGCUAGUAUUAACAGAUCACCAUUUCAUAAUAUAAUAUCUUCAAGUGAAUCAACAAACAGUAAUCAUACUAGUGCAUCAUGCUCAAUUUCUGAUAUAGCGGAGGGGGAAAACAUUAUAAGUAAUAAGAUCUCUCACGAUCUUCUUACCAAUGAUAUUGCCGCCAAUAAUGACAACAAACUACUUUAUCAAAAAAGUUCCUCGAAUAUUAAUCUUUUUAAAAUUCUGUUUGGGUAUGAUUAUAAACAGGAAUUAUUUGAGUUAGUUUAUAAAUACAUAGAACUGAAAAAGAAGAGAAAUUUGUUGAACAAUGAAAAAUCUAAUAAUCCUAGUACUAUAUACAACAAGAGACAAGAUAUACCUUCUGUCUUUGGCAUACAUAAAGAUUUGAUUUUUCAAUUAGCGUUGGAAACACAAUAA
Messenger RNA from Saccharomycodes ludwigii, 855 nucleotides. RefSeq lists its product as uncharacterized. The record is from RefSeq and is a predicted model, not a curated record. Lineage: Eukaryota; Fungi; Ascomycota; Saccharomycetes; Saccharomycodales; Saccharomycodaceae. The transcript has a single exon. Bases 1 to 855 code for a protein of 284 amino acids.